This is a messenger RNA of Fusarium oxysporum Fo47, 3056 nucleotides long. RefSeq names its product sulfate transporter family-domain-containing protein. Bases 456 to 2819 code for a protein of 787 amino acids. The transcript has 4 exons. NCBI's taxonomy places the organism in Eukaryota, Fungi, Ascomycota, Sordariomycetes, Hypocreales, Nectriaceae. Gene Ontology annotation, cellular component: membrane. Gene Ontology annotation, molecular function: secondary active sulfate transmembrane transporter activity. The record is from RefSeq and is a predicted model, not a curated record. Gene Ontology annotation, biological process: transmembrane transport.
UCUAAAUUUAUAUGUGGCCCUUCCUCGCCUCUUUCUUCUCGAUUAUCUCUCUCUCAACCUCGCUCCCACUUCUCAAUUCCCUCAACGGGUCUUAACCCCAUAUAUAUCCUACAGAUCGACUCGAUCUGGCUCACCCUUUCAUCCUGAAGACCCUCUGAUCCUGAAGACCCAAGACCUUCAGUCGUCAUAGCUACCUCGACUACUUGUCCUAACUAGGAGAAAGUCUUGCUAGCGCUGCAUCACACCCCCGACCGACCGAGCGACAAUCCGACUCAGGGACCCACGGCACGCCUUGACGACUCAAAUACCCACGUUGUGCCAUUGCUGAUCAACCUUUUUGAUCUCCCCGUUCUUGCAUACCUACUCAAGAAUUUUAUUUCAUCUCCCUUUUCCCAUCGUCUUUUUUUUGAGCGUUGUCCUUUUUUCCCAUUUGACUUUGCUGUUGUUGUUCCAACAUGUCUCAACCAGGCAAGAAUUCUGCCAAGACGGCCUUGGAAAAGUUCAUCGGCGCCGAUCACACCGAACCCGAAGAGAAAGCGCCUUCAAUCUCCAAUGCCGACCUUUACAUCGAGGAGGAGCCUACAGUUGGUGAAUUUCUUCGAGAAAUCACACCCAGCGCCCGUGCUGUUGGAGAAUACUUUUACAACCUCUUCCCGUUCUUGUCAUGGGUUGGCAAGUACAAUUUGAUCUGGUUCAUUGGUGACUUGGUUGCUGGUAUCACUGUUGGUGCUGUCGUUGUUCCCCAGUCUAUGGCCUAUGCCCAGCUGGCACAGCUUCCCGUCGAGUAUGGAUUGUACUCAUCCUUCAUGGGUGUCUUGAUCUACUGGUUCUUUGCCACAUCCAAGGACAUCACCAUUGGUCCCGUCGCUGUCAUGUCCCAGGUCACAGGUAACAUCGUUCUCAAGGCUGCCGAUUCCUUGCCCGAUGUUCCUGGUCACGUUGUCGCCUCCGCCCUCGCGGUCAUCGUCGGCUCAAUCGUCACUUUCCUCGGUCUCGCUCGCCUCGGAUGGCUCGUUGAGUUUAUCCCUCUGCCUUCCAUCUGUGCUUUCAUGACUGGCUCCGGUGUCAACAUUAUCGCUGGUCAAGUCCCCAAGCUUAUGGGCAUCAAGGGUGUCAACACCCGUCAGGCAACCUACCGUGUGAUCAUUGACACCCUCAAGAACCUGGGUGGCAGCAAGCUCGAUGCUGCUAUUGGUCUGUCAGCCCUGACCAUGCUCUACCUGAUCCGUAUUUUCUGCAGCACCAUGGCCAAGAAGCAGCCCCAGCGCGCUAAGCUGUACUUCUUCAUUUCGACCUUGCGAACCGCCUUUGUCAUCCUGCUGUACGUUGGUAUCAGCGCGGGUAUGAACAUCAACCACCGCUCCAAGCCCCGCAUCAGCAUUGUCGGCGACGUCCCCAGUGGUUUCACUCACGCUGCUGUCCCCGAGAUCAACACCCCCAUCAUCAAGUCUUUCGUCUCUGAGCUUCCCGCCGCCGUCAUCGUUGUCCUGAUUGAGCACAUCUCCAUCUCCAAGUCUUUCGGUCGUGUCAACAACUACGUUAUCGACCCCUCUCAGGAACUCGUCGCCAUUGGUGUCAGCAACCUUCUCGGUCCCUUCCUUGGAGCUUACCCCGCUACUGGAUCUUUCUCCCGAACUGCCAUCAAGUCCAAGGCUGGUGUCCGAACUCCCUUCGCUGGUGUCAUUACUGCUAUUGUCGUCUUGCUUGCUCUCUACGCCCUUACCGCUGUCUUCUUCUACAUCCCUAACGCAGGUCUUGCCGGUGUCAUCAUCCACGCUGUCGGAGAUGUCAUCACUCCUCCCAAGGUUGUCUACCAGUUCUGGCGCGUCUCCCCCAUUGAGGUCAUCAUCUUUUUCGCUGGUGUACUCGUCACCAUCUUCAGCUCCAUUGAGAACGGUAUCUACACCACCAUCGCCAUGUCCGCUGCUGUCGUCGUCUUCCGUCUCUUCAAGACCCGUGGUCGCUUCCUCGGUGUUGUCCGUGUCCGAACCAUGAAGGCCAACGUCAGUGACGGUACCUCCAGCCCUGGAUCCGUUGACGAGGGUGAGGGUUCUCUCCGAGCUGGCUUCCUUCCUCUUGAUCACGGCAACGGUGCCAACCCCAAGGUCGUCGUCCGUACUCCUUACCCUGGAGUCUUCAUCUACCGAUUUGCCGAGGGCUUUAACUACCCCAACGCAUCUCACUACCUUAACCACCUCACCGAGACCAUCUUCAAGGAGUGCAGACGAACUAACCCUGCUCUUCUGGGUAAGCUUGGUGACCGUCCCUGGAACGACCGAGAGCCCCGCCACAUCAAGGCUGUUGAGAACGAUGAGCGACCCAUUCUGAAGGCUGUUGUCCUCGAUUUCUCCAGUGUCAACAACGUCGACGUUACUUCCAUUCAGGCUCUGAUUGAUGUUCGCAACCAACUUGACAAGUUCGCUGCUCCUGAGGUCGUCGACUGGCACUUCGCCAACAUCGAGAACCGAUGGACCAAGCGUGCUCUGGCUGCUGCUGGCUUCGGUUUCCGCACUCCCCGCACAAACCAUGAUGGUACCGGACAGUGGAAGGCCAUCUUCUCCAUUGCCGAUCUCGGUGGUGACGACAGUGCUGCUACUGCUGCUGCUCUCGAUGAGAAGGCCAAGAGCGCCCCUGUCAAGCAGGACAUCGAGGCCGUCGACGAUUCUAUCAACAGCAUUGGCUCCGAGAAGGGUGUCUCAAGAGACCCAACUAGCGCUCGUCUCAUUGCCGUGCAGGGCCUCAACCGACCUUUCUUCCAUCUUGAUUUGCAGGAGGCCGUCGACGCUGCCGUUUCCGCCGCCGAGUUGAAGCAGCACUAAGUUGGCUAUUAUUACAUAUUAAUCGUUGUCUACAUGGGUAUCAUGGUGUUUCAUGGAGUUUUAAUUCGUUAAAAGAUUUGUCAUGAUGGAAUCAAAUCGCCAUAGAGGUUGUGAGGCGAUGUGUCUAUACCCGAUUUAGUUUUUGAUGUUGAUCUAGUUCUAGUGUUUACAUAUGGGAAGAUGCCAAUGGUGAAGUUGUCCAUGGCUUAUGAAUGACAAUGACUUAUCACUUUUGCA